Messenger RNA from Megalops cyprinoides (Indo-Pacific tarpon), 7154 nucleotides. Its product is annotated as neuron navigator 1-like. The transcript has 29 exons. The record is from RefSeq and is a predicted model, not a curated record. Bases 290 to 5848 code for a protein of 1852 amino acids. Gene Ontology annotation, cellular component: axon initial segment; microtubule cytoskeleton. Lineage: Eukaryota; Metazoa; Chordata; Actinopteri; Elopiformes; Megalopidae. Gene Ontology annotation, biological process: microtubule bundle formation; neurogenesis; neuron migration. Gene Ontology annotation, molecular function: ATP hydrolysis activity.
UACUGAAACAGCAGCAGCAGCAGCCUGACAGAGAGGGAGAGGGGAGCAGAAGGACAGGGCUGGACAAAUGCAAAGUCAAAACAGGGAUUACAAAACAGGCAUUGAUUUGAAUUGAGCCGCGUCCCUCCAUCCCCUAUUUAUAUUCAUCUGUAGCAUUUCUGUGGCUGUGCUCUGACAAGCAAUUGAGAGAGAGAGAGAGAGAGAGAGAGAGAAAGCAUUGCCUGUGGAUUGGUGCUUUCAUCCUUCUUGCCUCCUCACUGAUGGUUUUAAAUGGGUCCAUGCAGGAGGGAUGCUCGGGGCUAGCGUGAAAGGCAGAGAAGAGGACCUGAAGACUGAUCUCGCAGAGGGCGCCAAGGUGUACAGCCAGGCGGAGGGCAAAGGAUCCGGCAUGGCAGCCAAGAGGGGCAAGCCCGGGGUCCCGCAGGGGGGCACCCCGCGGGGCGAGCUGCGGGUGUUCCGCGCGGGCAGCUCCGAGGGCCGCCUGCCCGUGCCCUCCAACCUCCGCAAGCAGAAGUCCCUGACUAACCUUGCCGUGCUCACAGACGCCGAGAAGAAAAUGCAGCUCUACCAGCCCGAGUGGCGCGACGACAUGGGCAAGCCCGGCACGGGGUCCCUCAAGGCUGGAAAGAGCAAGCCCGCCACGGGCGGAGGGGCGGCCCCGCUCUCGCGCAACCUCUCCAAGUCGGAGCACUCCCUCUUCCAGGGCAAGCCGCGGCCCUUCAGCCCCCUGGCUGCCCCCGCCGCCUUGGGCAAGCAGAGCCGUAUCCCCCGUGGGCCGUACGCGGAGGUCAAGCCGCUGAGCAAAGCCCCCGAUGACGGCAAGUCGGACGACGAGAUCCUGUCAGGCAAGGCCAAGGCGGAGGGCAAGCCAAAGCAGCAGGUGGGCGGGCCUGGGGAGCAGGGAGCCAAGGGCCAGGGCGCCGAUGGGGACAAGCCCUUCCUAAAAGUGGACCCCGAGCUGGUGGUGACGGUGCUCGGAGACCUGGAGCAGCUUCUUUUCAGCCAGAUGCUGGACCCAGAAUCCCAGAGAAAACGCACUGUGCAGAAUGUCCUGGAUCUCAGACAGAACCUGGAAGAUACCAUGUCCAGUCUGCGGGGGUCACAGCUCAGCCACAGCUGUCUGGAGACCAGCGUGUGCUACGACAGCGAUGAGACCAACGCCCGCAGCAUGUCCAGCAUGUCCAACCGCUCGUCCCCCCUCUCCUGGCGCUACGGCCAGUCCAGCCCCCGCCUGCAGGCGGGUGAUGCCCCUUCCUCCACGGGCGGGCAGGGGGCAGCCCAGUACGCCUCCCACACCAUGCCCGCGCGCAGUUCCGGCCGCCUCAGUCAGGUCUCCCGUGUGGAGCUUGUCGAGAGCCUGGACACCGACGACACCGAGCUCAAGUCGGGCUACCUGAGCGACAGCGACGUCCUGAGCAAGAGUCUGAACGAGGACGAGGACGACGACCUGGGGAACGGCUGGGACGAGAGCAGCUCCAUCAGCAGCGGCCUAAGUGACGGCUCGGACAACCUCAGCUCAGAGGACUUCAACGCCAGCUCCUCCCUCAACUCUCUGCCCACCACGCCCAGUGCGCUGCGCACGGAUGCCGAGAAGCGCUCCCUGGCUGAGAGCGGCCUGUCCUGGUACAGCGAGGAUGGCAGGCCCCACCGUAAGACGGAGGGGGGCGGGUACGACACGGGCAGCCUGAAGACGGACUCCUCGAGCAAGUGGAGGAAGUCCCGCCCUCAGGAGGGUGGUGGUGAUGACGCAGCUGGAAAGGCAGAGCUGAAGAAGCCGCAGAGCCUAGGGCAACCGGGCACCUUCAAAAAGAGCCGCAACCCCCCUGUAGGCGUCACCUCGCCCAUCACCCACACCUCCCAGAGCCUGCUGAAAGUGGCAGCACAAAAGAGCGACCAGAAGCCAGUGGACAAGAGCCGGGUGGCGGUGAAAGCUUCGGGCCUUCAGCGCUCCUGCUCAGAUGCUGGGAGGGACAGAGGCAAGCCCCCUUCGGGCCUCGUCCGGCCCACCACCGGAGGCUCCUUCGGCUACAAAAAGCCACCCCCUGCCACCGGCACAGCCACGGUGAUGACGGCAGGAGGCGCCACCAUCUCCAGCGGUUCUGCCACCGUUGGCAAGACUCCCAAGUCGUCCAGCAUCCCCGUGAAGCCGUUGAGUGCAGGAGGCAGUGGUGGAGGGGGAGUGGGAGGGGGAGGGCGGAAGAACAGCCUGGACGUUUCCAACCUCGAGCAAGGCUUCCUCUCCCCCAACGCCCGCAGCAGCAUCCAGUACCGCAGCCUUCCCCGCCCCGCCAAGUCCAGCGCCAUGAGCCUCACCAGCCGGCCCGCCAGCCGGCCCGUCAGCAGCAACAUCGACGCCGCCCUGCUCAGCCUCAAGCCCGCCCCCACCCCCAGCCCCGCCCUCAGCCCCACCCCCGGCAGCAGCGGCAGGCUGAAAGAGCCCUCCAGCAGCAAGGCCAACCGUGCCAGCGUGGGCCCGGUCAACCAGACCGACCGUGAGAAGGAGAAGGCCAAGGCCAAGGCCGUGGCGUCUGACUCUGAGUACGGACCCCUGAAGCCCCCCCUCACCCCCGGGGAGGCCAGCUCCAAACUACAGGGCCUGCGCCAGUCUAGUGGGAGCAAGUACUCAGACCUGUCCUCGCCCAUCACUCACAGGGCGUUUGGCAGCAAGUCUCUGGGGCGGCCGCCCAGCCUGGCUCACUUAGACAAGGUGAGCUCCAACAGCCUGGACUCCUGCUUGGGCCUCCAAGAUCUCCCGCCCAAAGUGCCCCCCUACUCCAAGCUCCAGGACCUGGCGGGGUCAAGCGCCACCCCCCGCCUGACGCCCAGCCCCGCGCCUGUCCUCCACAUCGACUCCCCGGACUGCUUUUCCGGCUCUCCCCUGCUCUACCCGAGGCUGGCGGGGCUCCACCGCAGCAUGGAGUCCCUGCCCCUCCACCUCAGCCUGCCGCCAGGCCCCGGGGAGCGUGAGGAGGAGAGGGGCAGGGGGACCUGGGGAGCAGGCAGCAGGGCCUCCAUCACACUCCCAGACAGUUCACAAAGGGAUCGGAACACCCUACCCAAGAAAGGAUUGAGCCGUUACGGUCAAUCUGAUGAGGAAGUUAAGGAAGGGAAGGAGAGGAGACACUCCCACACCAUUGUCAGCCUGACAGAGUCAGAGAGCCCUCCACAACUGCCCUCGCCCACCUCUGUCUCGCUCUCUUCGGGCAAGGCCCCUCCCACCAAUGUUGUGGCCCCCACCCCUAAUGGAGGCAGCGCUCCGCGGAUCAUGCGCUCCAACAGCAUCCCCACCCACGACUCCGCCUUUGAGCUCUACGGCACCUCCCCUCUCGGCAGCAGCCUCUCGCUGGCCGACCGGCCAAAGAGCAUGAUUCGGUCCGGAUCCUUCCGCGAGCCCGGGGAUGACGUCCACGGCUCUGUCCUCUCUCUGGCAUCCAGCGCUUCAUCAAACUAUUCCUCGGCUGAAGAGAGAAUGCAGGGAGAGCAAAUCCGUAAACUGAGAUGGGAGCUGGAGACGUCCCAGGAGAAGGUGGCCAACCUGACCUCCCAACUGUCUGAAAAUGCCAACCUCGUAGCUGCAUUUGAGCAGAGCCUGGCCCUCAUGACGUCACGGCUGCAAACACUUUCUGUCAGUGCUGAGCAGAAGGACACUGAGCUGUUGGAUCUGAGAGAGACCAUUGAGGUGCUGAAGGCCAAGAACACAGAGGCACAGGUCAUCAUCCAGGGAGCACUUAACAACCCUGACAUUGCUCCCAAAGAGCUGCGGAUUAAGCGUCAGAACUCCUCUGAGAGCAUCGCGAGCCUCAACAGCAUCACCAGCCACUCCAGUGUGGGCAGCUGCAAGGAUGCUGAUGCCAAGAAGAAGAAAAAGAAGAGCUGGUUGAGGAGUUCGUUCAACAAGGCCUUCAGCAUUAAGAAGGGUCCAAAGUCAGCCAACUCAUACUCGGACAUUGAGGAGAUCGCUACACCCGACUCCUCUGCCCCCUCCUCCCCCAAACUGCCCCACGAAGGAGGGGAAAACCCUCCCUCAUCCCUCAGGUCCUCCACCUCCGUCGCCUCUGCUUUGAUUUUCGAGGGCAAUGAGGAGCCAGAGAGUGACGAGAAGGUGGUGUCAGACCUGCGUUCCGAACUGUGGGAGAAGGAGAGGAAGCUGACAGACAUCCGGUUGGAGGCCCUGAGCUCCGCCCACCAGUUGGAGCAGCUUCAGGAAGCCAUGAACAACAUGCAGAUGACUGUGGAGAACCUGAAAGCAGAGAAUGAUCAGCUGAAGACCGGUGCCCCCACCCCUGGCCCUCCCACCUCCAGCUCCCAGCCACCAGGGCUGACACCAUCGCUGGCGUCAUCACCACGGCUGUCAGCAGCCAUGUCCCUCACCAAGUCUUUCACUCUGAGUCUCAGCGAGGGCAAGGACCCAGAUGUCACCCCAAUAGACUCUGUGAGCCUGCCCGUCCGCAAAGAUGAUGUCCGUCUCCGAGUGGUGGUCCGCUUACCUGACCAACGGGUUUUCAAAGAUGAGGUGAAACAGCUAGAGUUCUUCAUUGGAUGGGUGUGGAUCAAUCCAAGAACAGACUGGGUGGGGCUGGACACAGCUAUCACCCAGGAUUUCAAGGAUUAUAUAGCCAAGGUGGAUCCCACCUCAAGCCUGGGACUAUCCACAGAAUCCAUCUACUGUUACCACAUCAACCACAUCAAGAGGGUGCUGGGGGGUGAGGCCCCUGAAACCAUGCCCUCCCGCUGCACGGGCAAGAGCCCCUGCUCUAUCGCCGUGGCCCUGAAAGGCCUGAGGGAGAAGUGUGUGGACAGCCUGGUGUUUGAGACACUCAUUCCGAAGCCCAUGAUGCAGCACUACAUCAGCCUGCUGCUUAAGCACCGCCGGCUUGUCCUCACGGGUCCCAGUGGCACGGGCAAGACCUACCUCACCUCCCGGCUGGCCGAAUACCUGGUGGAGCGUAGCGGCCGUGAGGUCACCCCGGGAGUGGCCAUCACUUACAACAUGCACCGCCAGUCCUGUAAGGAUCUUCAGCUGUACUUGUCUAACCUGGCCAAUCAGAUUGAUCGAGAGACCAGCACAGGAGACAUACCAUUGGUUAUCAUAUUGGAUGACCUUAGUGAUGCGGCAGCCAUCAGCGAGCUAGUCAACGGUGCCCUGACCUGCAAGUAUCACAAAUGUCCUUAUAUAAUUGGAACAACCAACCAGCCUGUGAAGAUGACUCCCAACCAUGGCCUGCACCUCAGCUUCAGGAUGGUGACCUUUUCCAACAAUGUGGAACCUGCCAACGGCUUUCUGGUGCGCUACCUGCACAGGAAGCUAAUGGAGGCAGAGAAGGAGGGUAGCACAAGCAACGAAGAGCUGCUGAGGGUGCUGGACUGGGUGCCUAAGCUCUGGUACCAUCUACACACCUUCCUGGAGAAGCACAGUACCUCGGACUUCCUCAUUGGGCCCUGCUUCUUCCUGUCCUGCCCAGUCACCGUGGAGGAGUUCCGUUCCUGGUUCAUAGACCUGUGGAACCACUCUAUCAUCCCCUACUUGCAGGAGGGUGCCAAGGAUGGCAUAAAGGUCCACGGUCAGAAGGCAGCAUGGGAGGACCCAGUGGAGUGGGUUAGGGGCACUCUGCCCUGGCCCUCUGCUCAGCAAGACCAGGCCAAGCUCUACCACCUGCCCCCUCCCAGCAUGGGCCCUGGCAGCCCGGGACAACCUAGUGAGGAGAGGCCCGCUAAGGAGACUCCACCCAGCUCCAUGGAGUCUGACCCACUUAUGGCUAUGCUGUUGAAGCUGCAGGAGGCAGCCAAUUACAUUGAAUCUCCUGACAGAGAAACAGUGGUGGACCCCAAUCUCAAGCCUACCCUUUGAGCUCCAUAAGCAACUGAGCACUUUGGAUCUAUUGAAAUACUAUUUAUGAAUCUUUCAGUUUUGGGGUUUGAAGUGUGGUAUUAUGUGGUUUUUGUAGAGACAAGAGCUUAUAUAGUUUGAGCUGUACCUCAAAAAGGUACUGUUUAAAAGAAACUACACCUAUAAAUUCAAAGGUACAACAACAAAAUAUUUUUACUAUCAUCUCUAAUUAUUUAAUCUACAGAUGCAUGGCUAUCAUGGCAACAGAUUUAAAACUAAUAAACUUCAUUUUUUGUUAGUUUUAUUCAUUUUCUUAAGAAAUAUUUCAUCAGAAAUCAUAUUUGCAUAAUGACACUUAAUUCAGUAAUUAGGAAACCAGUUCUGCUCCACUGCUACCCUGAAUACCACUCAAGGAAACAGGUACUCCGUGGUGAAGAGACAGUAUUUGUACAUCUUAUUAGCUGUCACAGCUUGUAGGUGGAGACAACAGCACAGAAAUGACAAAAGCACAUUCUUGUUUAUUGUAAGGGCAAAUUUGAUUGCCACGUUCCCAUGACUUGCCAACUAUAAUGUGAUUACCUGAGUGGCUAUGGUCAAUUUUAUCUGAUGUGUCUAAGAUCUAGAUUGAUUGUGCUUUCAAUUGUGUGAAUAAGUCAGCAGGAGUAUAAACAGCAUAUGUUAUAUUGCAGGCUUCUGAGCGAUGGUGUGACGAUGUGUUCUUUACACUUGUCUUGUGUGGUCCAGUAGUCUGAACUGUAAAGCCCAAACAUAUGCAAUUUUGAAUUAAUGCACGUUAUGACACCUGGUGCUUAGACAAACGCCUUAAUAUUUCAUGAGGUUUAAUGACAUCAAAAUGCUAUGCUGUUAUUAUCUGAGGCAUAAUCUAUCAGCUAUGGAGUUCAUAUUGCCUGCAGUUUGCAGGAUGAUAUGGAAGAAACUAGUAAUUAGUUUUGACUUGCUGUUCUCAUUGUUAAAAACUUACCUGAUUUCAGCCUAGAUGCACUUUAACUAAGUUUCUGUCCAUUCUAUUUUUUAGCCUUUGUUUUGUUGAUAAGUUAAUCUGGCAGGAUAUGAGAGCUACAUUCACAGACAGACUUGAAAAAGUCUGUUAACAAAAAGGACUGUUCAUUCCCUCACCCUGUAGGGGGCAAUAUACAAGCCUUCACCUGCAGAUGUUGUUCUCAGCUUUUCUGUGGUCAUAGUAUUAAUUCUCACUAGUUGAUGCAAUAUACCAUUGUCUGUGAACUCACUUCUCCUCACCAAUGGUACAUAGCACAGCUAAUAAAAAUACACGUUUCUACUAAUUCCAAAGGUUUAAUUGUAAACU